AUGCUAACUGAAGAAGAAUUUGAACGUAAAGUGAAGGAUGUCGUGCGUCUUGCUCUGUGUUCUGAACUCCGUCGUACCCCAAUGCGUCGUGAAGACAUAUUGAAAAAAGUUCUCGUGAAUCAUCCUAAAGCAUACAAUCAAGUAAUGGCUGCCGCUGAUACCCGUUUGCGUGACGUUUUUGGCAUGACAAUAGCUGAAUUACCGACAAAGGAGCGAAGGAAUGUUAUUGGGAGUACUGCUGCACGAAGAGCCGCUGCAAAUAAGGACAGACCAACCACAACAUAUGUGAAAUCAUAUAUGCUCAAGAAUGUUAUACCGCAAGAACAUAGACGGUCUGAAUUGAUAAAUUGGAGAAACGACGAGCCUGCGAUGGGAUUGCUAAUGGUCAUACUGAGUUUAAUACUUGUAAAUGGACGAGUUCUGACCGAUGAUCAACUCAAUCAUUACUUCCGCCGCCUCUAUUUAACUGAGAACCACCACGAAGUCUUUGAUAAUAUCGGCGAGGUUGUCAACACAUUUGUAAAGCAGGGUUAUCUGGAUAAAGUGAAAUUAGCAUCCGCCGACACUUCUCGAUCUAGUGAUAAAGACCAUUAUGAAUAUUAUUGUGGUCCGCGGGCAAAAGUAGAAAUCAAAGAGAGUAAUAUGAUCGGAUUCAUACAAAGGAUUUUUGGCGACGUAUCCUUGGAGAAGUUGAGUAAACAGAUUGAAAGAGCGUCGGGGACUGAAAUUAGAGACGAAUAG
Messenger RNA from Paraglomus brasilianum, 741 nucleotides. NCBI's taxonomy places the organism in Eukaryota, Fungi, Glomeromycota, Glomeromycetes, Paraglomerales, Paraglomeraceae. The record is from the annotation of a GenBank genome assembly.